Tremella mesenterica DSM 1558 is the source of this 4137-nucleotide messenger RNA. RefSeq lists its product as uncharacterized. Bases 1 to 4137 code for a protein of 1378 amino acids. The record is from RefSeq and is a predicted model, not a curated record. Lineage: Eukaryota; Fungi; Basidiomycota; Tremellomycetes; Tremellales; Tremellaceae. The transcript is spliced from 3 exons.
AUGUCAGUCCGCUCACCCCCACUUUUUGCAGGUCAAAUGGAAGGGAUGUCAUCUCGACACACCUCGCCACUUCCAGAUCGAAGAUGGCUCAUACCUAUUGAAGAUGUGGAAGAUGCAACGAGACGGAUCACCGCCCUGGACCAGCUUUGGCAAGGUUAUCAACCACCUACACUCCCCAAGCUCCCUUCCAAAGCUCCCUCAUCCCUUCGAAUCACACUACAAAAUGCAAGGCAACAUAGACUAUGUGGUCGUACCCACCACGCCGCAGUGACAUUCUACCACGCAAUCGCUCUGACCAACUCAAACGACAUCAACGUCCGACUCGAGCUAGUCGAUACCCUUUUCGAACUUCAACUUCACUCUCAAGCCCUUGACGAGGCUCGCCAUGCUCUCUCCACCAAUGGACAGCUUUUACAAGGAAAGCCAAUAGACCUUCGCACGAAACUCACCAGGAUGGCUCUUGGCAUGCUUGUCAUCUAUCUUGACGCCAUGGUUCACGCUCGUUUUCGGGACAUCUACCCAAGGAUUCGAUUAUUGCUCGAGGAGCGAGCAAAGGAGACGGUGGAGAAUGAAAGGGUCACAGCUAAAAAUACGGAGGAUUGGUAUUACAUCACCUUGUCCCAGGUCAUUUUCGCUAAGACUUAUUUGCAAACGAUCCGACUAGCAGAGACACAAUACGAACAGAAUGACCCUCCCCCGAUACUAAACCACCAUCUCCUGAACAACCUCCUCAUGUCGAAGAAAAAUUUGGAAGAGAGACCAUGGGCCUUACACAGCUCUCUUCUUGCGUUGUCGAUCGCACAAGGUCUUAUAUUCUUCCAUCACCAAAUAGGCAGAGAAUAUACUUUCGAAAGCCCCGACAUCCCGCCGUACCUUCCAUCUCUAGCUCUUUUACGCUCUUUCGACGGUUCCUCUGCAUUUGACGACGUGAAUGCUACUAUUCCAAACUUCGACUUGCUUAGUCGUACUUUGGCGGAACACCGUCUCCCCAUACCAUCAGGACACGCAAACUUCAUUGGUACUUUGUUACAAGCAAGAAAAGAUCUCGAGGACGAUAAAUCAAUAAGCACCCUGCCGACCCUCAUCGCUCAUUUGCAGGAUAUGACAUCUCUAGGAUUACCGGGAUCCACCGACAUGGCCCAAGCUGCCAUUCAAAACCUGGUUCGAAUAGAAGGACAUCCGGGCGUAGCACACAUGGACCGACUUGUGGAAGCUCCUCGUAAUCUUUGUCGAACGGUCCAACGUCUUUCGGGUGCUCUUCUUCUACACGUUCAACUCGAAUUAUCAACCAUGGUCGACCUAAGUGACCGCGGUCUAUUUCAUGGUGAACAAGUGAAAGUAGCCGAGGAUCUCUUUCAAACCAUUCAAACAGCAGAGUGUAAUAAGUAUAAAUCCAGUGUCGCAUAUCACAUCGCCAGAGCGUAUUUACGAAUGGGCGAUACUCCGAAAAUCUCCAGAUCGUCUACAAACCUGUCCAAGGCGUUCGGAUGGAUCAAACUUUCUUUCCGACUGUCACCCCUUGACACGUCGGAAAAAGCUCAAGCUGCAAAGCUGUUUAUCAAAAUCAUAUCUGUUGUCGACCCUCCGGCGGAGGAGAUGCAGAUCGUCCUCGAUGAUUUCCUACCUUAUGUCAGAGAUCGAGUCGAGGAAUCCAUGUUCAUUGUUGAUGUGUUCAACAUCAUGAUGAAGCUCUGUGAUUAUCUUCGACCUCAUGCGGUUUCAAAACGUCCUCUGGCUCUCGAACAAAUGGAGCAGAUCUUGCAAAUUAUGAAAUCUUGCCUUCAGCAUUCUUCUCAUCUUUCUUCCGAAGUGAAAGAACUUAUGGAGUUUGAGUAUGAACGAAAUGGUCUUUGGGCGAGUCUAUGCGUCACACUCACAUCAGAAAAUCUCGAGUCUCAUCUAGCAGCAUUACGAGAAUUAGAAGAUUUAACCUCAGGUUCAAGUCAGAACGAAGAAGGGAAGAAAUCUUUCUGGAGCGAUAUCACCCUUUUUCAAGAUUAUUUCGAUCUCGGACAACUCUACUCUCAACAUCGGGAAGAAAUCUCGCUUAUUCGUCCAAUAUUGCCAACUGACCAGACGACUUCUCAACACAAACACCCGGGUUUAUCCACUCGAUCAAGCUCGAAAGACGGUUAUCCCAGAAGAUCCAGUCAAUCUUCUCAACAAUUACCUCAAACCACCCUACUGUCACUAAAAGCUCAAAAGGCCUAUCGAGCAGCUUCAAACAUCGCCAAUGUACUUGGUAUGACCUCGCUCCGUUUAAGAGCCAAUAUCAAAUUACUCGAAAAUUUUUACGACCUUUGGGUAGAUUCUGACUGUCCUUCAUCAGAAGCGGAAGAUCUUUUAGAUACAUAUCGUAUCAUCGAGGAACUGGCGCAAAUGAGUCGGAAGGAGAAUUAUCCCAUUAAUGAUCAUCCUAUAAAUUCACAAAUAGCAAAAUCCCAAUCAAGUCAAUCUCUUCGAAGGAUCAUCCCGCAUUUGUUAUUAUCCCUCGAACGACCAGAAGAAGCUUGGAUCUGGAUACAAACUUCAAAAGCCAAAUUCAUCUCUGAACAAUUAAGAUUGGAUCAAAGGAUCCCAGAGAGAAUACAACGAGAGUUGAAAUCUGAUGAAGAGGCUGCAAAGUUGUUAUGUGAAGAAAUGGAACUGUUGAGAAAGAUAAAAGAUGCUCCGGGGUAUUCAGCACCUUAUAUGUUACAUCAACAAUUGGAGAUAUUGAGGGAAGAGAAGAUGAGAGGGAAUUCGGUUUUGAGAGAAUGGAUGGAUAUGAGAGAAGGUAGGUGCGAAGGGCUGGAUAAAUUUCUCACAAGAGUUUCUUCUGGUGGGGACUUUUCACCUCCUCGACAUAACCUCAAUCCGGACAGGAUAAGUUUCGUACAUUCACCUUCGGAUACAAAAUGGUUCGAAACACAAGAGAGAAUGAAAAGUAAAAUGGGAAAGCAAGGGACCGUCGAAAGUGAGGAAAAAGAAAGGACAGUCGUGGCCCUGAUCGAUUACUCUUUCAUCGGUACUAACCUAUACAUCUUCAUCUCACGCGAUUCUCAACUCACAUACGAACCAAUUCCUAUCCCUCCUCCUCAUCUACCUGCUCCAUUUACAACACCUCCACUGGGACCAUCCAUGCAUCAUACUACCCUCAAGCGGCAAUUCAAAAUCUCAUCAUUCGAUAUGCUCCUCGAAACAAUCUCCGACCCAUCCUCUUUCGACGUAGAAGAAGAUUUCUGUCCACUACGUAACUUUGAUUUCCUCGUUGAACCAUUGGAAGGAUUCACGAAACCCGAUGAUCUAUUAGUGUUUUGUCCUGCUGAAGAAAUGAGAGGUAUCCCAUUACACGCUUUGAGAUUGCGGGAGGGUCUGAUGAUAGAGAGAAAUCCAUGUGUUUACACUUCUGACUUUAUGGGUUUUGCAAGGUGUUUAGAAAGGGCCAAAAGUCGAGUUUCCCCUUCGACAAGUUCAGGAGGAAGUUCUUCAAGAUUGUCUUCUUUUCAUACACCUUCAUUCCAUUCUUCUCUCACAGAAGUCAUACCUUUGUCAGAUCAAGAACCGUCGUCUACUCUUGUGACACCUCGUAUGAUGAUCACCAACCUGUCUCCCGUCUCGAUCCCUCGUUUAGCCCAUGAUGAAGAAGUGGUGGAAAAUUCCAGAGGAAAAAUUCCCGAAAGACCAAAAUUAAGAGUAGUGACAAGUUCUUUCUCUCCCAUGAAUACAUAUCCGAAUCAAAUACCCCAAGAUGAUCCAACUCGUUCUUCAUACCAAAACGUCAAGUCAAUCAAUCAUCUCUUUGAAGAGAAUCAAGUUGAUAAAUACAGACACGAGUCUUAUCAACCAGUCAGGGAGAAGAAGUUCCAUCCGGAGAAAGGAAAGGUUAUUGGGAAACAACAUGAGGAGAAAAGCGAAAGCAAAUAUGAAAGAUACGUUCCGUCGAAGUGGGUUGAUCUUGAUCUUCAAGAAGAUGAUAUGAGAAAUCAUGGUAUAACAGACUUAGCCCAGGGGAUAAAUGCAGGUCUUUUAUUCGGUGAAGAAGUUACUAAAGAAAGUAUGAUGAACGUUUUGAAAGAUAGUCGUGUGGUCUUGUUUUUGGGGGAGUUUGAUGAACAUGAGGAAGAGGAGUGUUUGAGGUUAUUCGAUUGUGAGUGA